This is a messenger RNA of Anisakis simplex (herring worm), 705 nucleotides long. Lineage: Eukaryota; Metazoa; Nematoda; Chromadorea; Rhabditida; Anisakidae. The record is from the annotation of a GenBank genome assembly.
AUGCCCCACUUGCCUCGACUUCCACAUGGAUUGGACAAUCUCCCUGUACCAAAUUUGCCGAACGGAAAGCAUCCUCCAGGAUCAGUUGGAGGUUUAUGGCCAGACUUUCCACAUUUUCCUCCCUUCAGUUCUCAUCGUUUACCCCAGUCACCGCAUCCAAGCAAUCGACCGACGCUAAAUAUUCCUGGCAAGUCGCCUGACGGAUCCGGGCUGUGGCCAUUCCAUUCACUCAAUAUAAGUCAUCCUGAUGAAUCCCAUCAGCCAAUGCAACCGAACAAUCUACCGAUAUCAGAUGCACCCAACAGAAUACAUCCGGAAUUGGGUAAUCACCCACAGUCGCCUUGUGAACCAGAGGAUUGUAAGGAUAUAGCGGAUAGUGAUGUAUGUGAGAUGUUAGCACCAAUAUGUGUGGAUACAAAGGUAGAUUUUAUGAUCAACAUGAUAAAAUGCAAAGCGCAGAGACGGGACGAGGCUAUUAUUCACUAUCAGAAGGUUAUCUCAUGGCUGCGAAAAUCGAGACGUGUCGCGCUGAUAUCUUCAGUUAAUGAACUGAGUGAAUGGAUCAACGAAACCUCUCAAAUCCGAAAUAUUUUCUUCGAUGAUCCUAUGAUGCAGUUGGAAAUCGAACAACUCUUCCGCAUUUCGCACUCUGGUCAAGAUAGCGUUUGCAAAGAACUCUUCAGCAGGUCCAAAUCAUUUCAUUAA